This is a messenger RNA of Trichoplusia ni (cabbage looper), 2136 nucleotides long. RefSeq lists its product as uncharacterized. Lineage: Eukaryota; Metazoa; Arthropoda; Insecta; Lepidoptera; Noctuidae. The transcript has 2 exons. The record is from RefSeq and is a predicted model, not a curated record. The coding region runs from base 1 to 2136 and encodes 711 amino acids.
AUGUUUCCAUUGUGGGCUGAACUUAAACAAUACAACCUAGCAGACCCAAAUUGGAAUACACCAGGAAAAAUAGACAUGCUGAUAAGUUCCUCGGUGUAUAGCAAAGUCCUCAAACAGGGACUUAGUAAGGGUCCCCCGGAUUCUCUUAUAGCACAAAAUACAGAAUUGGGGUGGAUAUUGUCUGGCAAAAUUCCGAGUAAGAAUAUUAAUGAAGAAAGCACAAGCCUCAACUAUCUAACGUUAGAAAGGGAUCCAAAUUAUCUUCUUAAGAGAUUUUGGGAGUUAGAGGAAAUGUCAGUGCCGAAAAGACAUUUUACGGCAGAAGAAAAGGAAUGUGAAGUAUUUUAUAAGAAAACAACACGAAGAGAUUCAUCAGGCCGUUAUAUUGUCAGAUUGCCUUUUAAAGCAGCUACACCAAACUGCGUACAUGGUCAAACAAAGGAUAUCGCAUUACGUAGAUUUUUUAGUUUAGAAAAACGGUUAUCUCAAAAUUUGGAGUUAAAAAGGCAAUAUUCAGACGUAAUAAACGAGUAUCUUGAUCUGGGUCAUAUGGAAAUUAUUCCACCAGAACAAGUCAAUCGAAAGGAUGUAGUAUAUUUGCCGCACCAUGCGGUUGUAAGAGAGGAUAAGACAACUAGCAAAGUUAGGGUGGUAUUUGACGCCUCUUGCAUAGGUAAAAAUGGUGUGUCACUGAAUAGUGAAUUAAUGAUCGGCCCAACCUUACAAGCGGACUUACGGCACACAGUAAUGAGGUGGCGUAUGCACCCGAUCUGCAUCGUUGCAGAUAUCAUCAAAAUGUAUAGGCAAGUAAUGGUUGAUAAGGAAGAUGUAGAUUAUCAAAGACUGUUGUGGCGGCAAGAUAGUAAGGAAAAUAUACAGCAUUUACGCCUUUUAAGGGUAACAUUUGGAACUGCAUCGGCGCCAUACUUAGCGGUGAGAACAUUGCAUCAGAUUGCAGAAGAUGAAGGGGAAGAGUUUCCAGCCGCAAAGGAUAUUGUUCUGCAGGGUUUUUACAUGGAUGAUUUGAUGGCUGGCUGCGAAACUGUAUCUGAAGGAAUAGAAAUUUAUAACCAAAUGAAGAAAUUAUUAGCUAGAGGAGGUUUUGAACUGCAGAAAUGGAGAAGCAACAACAAAGAUUUAUUAAAGCAUAUAAAAACUGAUCAAGAAAAAGAACAAGAUUUUGAAUUAAAAAUAGACAAAAUAAUAAAAAUAUUAGGACUUACCUGGUGUAGAGACACCGAUGAAUUUGUGUACACGGUGAAGCUGCCUCCAUUGAAAAUACCUGCAACUAAAAGAAGGGUUAUUUCUCAUAUCUCCAUGUUGUUUGAUCCGCUGGGUUGGCUGGCACCUGCAAUAAUAAAAGCAAAAAUAUUAAUACAAAGAAUAUGGUUAUCAGGAAUUGACUGGGAUGACGAGUUACCGUCGUCUUUAUUUAAUGAGUGGUGUACUUACCGCAAUGAACUCAUGCAACUGGUUCAACUUCGUAUUCCUAGAUGGUUACGAGCCUCUCACGGUGACGCUUUGGAACUACAUGGCUUCAGUGAUGCGUCCAAUUAUGCUUACGCUGCCGUGGUGUACAUGCGAGUGGUUAGUCAGCAAGGUGUUGUUCAUACAAGAUUGGUGACAGCAAAAACUAAGGUUGCACCAAUCAAGCAGAUCUCCAUACCGCGUUUAGAAUUGUGCGGAGCGGUAUUGCUAGCCAAGUUAUUGAGUGAAGUUGCUGAUGUAUUGAAUAUUGCCAAGGAACAUAUUCACGGGUGGACAGACUCUACGGUGGUGCUCGCUUGGUUAAGUAAACAUCCAUCUAAUUGGCAAACAUUUGUAGCCAAUAGAGUGUCAGAGAUCUUAACCGUCGUAGAUAGGAGUCAAUGGUCGCAUGUAAGAUCAGGUGAUAACCCGGCAGAUUGCGCUUCGCGUGGAAUGAAACCAGCUGAGUUAAUCUCCAAUCAGUUGUGGUUGGAAGGGCCAAUAUGGUUAAAAAAUAAGGAGAUCGACUAUGGAAAGGGUGAAGAAAAUACAACAGACCUAGAAGAAAAAGCAAAGAAGAUUUUUAUAACAAUUAAUAAGGACGAACUUCCAGUAUGGACUAAGUUUUCUUCACUAAGAAAAUUGCGGAAGAACUUAAUAAGGCAUUAA